GCGUCUCGGUCAGUUGAGGCGGCGAUACUUCGCAGACUAGUCGCUUUUAGGUGUAUCGAUAUUUAAAUAAAAAUGGCUGUUGCACGGGGACUAAUGAUGGCAGUUUUUACAUCCCUCAAAGAGGAUUUUACUGUCAACUUUGACGCUAUAAAUGCAUAUGCGCAGUAUGUGCUGAAGUCUGGCUACAAAUCAGUCCUAGUCGGUGGUACGACUGGAGAGCACAUGACCCUCAAUUUGGCGGACAGGAAGAAGUCGAUCGACUUGUGGCUGGCGGCUAUGAAGCCGGCUGGCAUCCACGUCAUGGUCCAAGUGGGCGGAGCGCCUAUUCCUGAUGUCCAGGAACUGGCCAAAUACUGUCAGUCAAUUGGCGUGGAUUCUCUCCUCACGAUGCCAGAGCUGUACUUCAAACCCAAGAAUGCCGACGAGCUGGUCAACUAUGUGGGUUUAGUCGCAAAGGCAGCGCCUAAACUGCCCAUUUUCUAUUACCACAAUCCCGGCAGAAGCAACGUCCAAAUCAACGCGCCCGAAUUCAUGGUCAAAGCGACGGCACGUAUUCCAAACUUCAAAGGCAUGAAGUAUUCCCCUAGUGAUAUGAGCGAGGCUGCUCAAGUAUUGAGGGUCCUGAAGGAAGGACAGGAGGUGUACGUUUCUGAUGACACCCAAUUGGCCCCAGCAGCACUACUCGGCGUGAAAUCAUUUAUGUGCACGUCCUUUAGCCUUUUCCCGAAACUGGCACAGGAUAUCAUAGCUGCUGUGGAAGCCAAGGACAUCGAUAAAGCUCGUGCUCUGCAGGAAACUCUUAGUCUUGCGAUUGAGGCCCAUCUAACUGAAGGUGAAUGGGUGCCAUCGCUGAAAGCUGGCAUGGAGAUCGUGACUGACAUCAAAGUCGGCCCUCCGUCGCCGGUCCUACAGCCGAUAUCUGUCGAGGCCAAAAAGAGAAUCGAAGCCAAACUCAAGGCGCUCAAACUAGUCAAAUAGAAUUGAGAAAAAAUCUUAAAACUGAAAGAAUAGAUUUAAGUUAAGUCAAUUAUUGAACUGAUACUUUUGAAUUGAUUGAUAAUGAUAAGAUACCUAAUACUCUCUAUAUCUAAUCUCCUAAAAAAUAAAUUCUCCUUUCCACACCUAGGUGUACAUUUGUGCCAAAUGUGUCGAUCGUUUACGGUCCGAGGCGAAACGUCUUUAAUAUUAAUGUGACUAGACGAUUGAGGCGUUAGCUUACCAUCAAGACCCAUUUUGUAUACUGUGUAAGUUUAAAUGCUUGAGGGUUACUACAAACCAAUUUAUACUUAUAUUUAAUAUACAUAUUAUUAAUUUUAUUUUAUUACAAUUAACUUAAUUAACAUGCUUAUAUGUAUAAGAAUUUGCCUUAUACGUAUUUACGUAUAAGGCAAAAAAAUUCGGUAUCCGGCCGCCGAAUAUUCGGAAAGCAGAAUUUUACAAG
Messenger RNA from Leguminivora glycinivorella, 1441 nucleotides. RefSeq names its product N-acetylneuraminate lyase-like. Gene Ontology annotation, biological process: N-acetylneuraminate catabolic process. Lineage: Eukaryota; Metazoa; Arthropoda; Insecta; Lepidoptera; Tortricidae. The transcript has 7 exons. Gene Ontology annotation, molecular function: N-acetylneuraminate lyase activity; 4-hydroxy-tetrahydrodipicolinate synthase activity. The record is from RefSeq and is a predicted model, not a curated record. The coding region runs from base 73 to 978 and encodes 301 amino acids.